Molecule: messenger RNA, 2133 nt
Organism: Meyerozyma guilliermondii ATCC 6260
Lineage: Eukaryota; Fungi; Ascomycota; Pichiomycetes; Serinales; Debaryomycetaceae
Gene: TBF1
Product: Tbf1p
Exons: 1
Coding region: 1-2133 (710 amino acids)
Biological process (GO): telomere maintenance via telomere lengthening
Molecular function (GO): protein homodimerization activity; double-stranded telomeric DNA binding
Source: RefSeq, a predicted model, not a curated record
AUGCUUUCCAAAUGGAGGCUGCUUCUUGACUCCUUAGAACUCAAGGAACUCAAGGUUAGUUUCCCAAUUAAUUUCUUUCUUUGCUUCCUUUUUGGCUUCUUCUUCGCUUUCCUGCACAUGGCCGCGCACCUACAUCAAUCAUCAACAUCUCAUCGCGUCAACAUGAAGCCGGUGCAGCCAAAGUCCGAGCAUGACCUCGACGGCAUGCAUAUCAAUAUGGAUGACAUCGACAAGAUGAUCUCCGAGUCGAUUAACGACGAAAACAAAAGAGCUGAUCUGGAAGGACCGGCGCAAAAAAGACCUCGAUUACAAGAAGGUAAUUUGGACCUUGAAUUUGAAAAGGCGAUUGAAGACCAUCAACGAGAACUCACAAAUCCACCAGAAGAGGCUCAGGGCGAUGCUCUGACUGCAGUGCACCACGACCCACAAGUUCCCCAUGGCCAUGACCCCCACCACAAUCAUGAUCAUACCCCCCACCAUAACCAUGACCCCCGAUUACAUUCUGAAGGUUCACAUUCGGUGGUUGCAGGUACAAGUGAUUCCGUAGACGCAGCGGGUUCCGGUGAUAACAAUGCAUCUCUGUCGUCGGUGGUUCAUGAGGGCAUAACCAUACCGGCUGAUUCCGAAUUACUCAAUACCAACACGGCAUUCGCCGCAUACACAGCGCUUUCCAGCUCGCUCCCACCUCUUGCCCUGGUCACCAGUGCUCAUUUGGCAGCGCUUCCGCUUCCGAUUGUGGCUCCAGAUUAUGUUGCUCCUCGGAUCCAAUUGCUUGUAAAUUCGCUUCCUACUCUCGAUAAUUUGGCUACUCAAAUUCUUCGAAUGGUGGCUGUCGGACCGUACCAGAAAGUUGUGGAGCUUGCUUCAAACCCUGAUUCUGCGGCGGGAGCGGCUUAUCGUGAUCUCACCUCACUUUUUGAAUUUACGAAACGAUUGUAUCUGGAAGAAGAUCCGUUUUUAUCGGUGGAACACAUAGCACCUGGAAUGUGGAAAGAAGGCGAUCAAACGCCCAAUGUCUUUAAAAACCGCGAGCAAAGUAUAGAAUCAACGCUCCGCAAAGUCAACUUGGCGACGUUUUUGGUGGCUGCGCUUGGAACCAUCGAGGUGGGAUUUUUCUAUCUCAACGAAUUCUUUCUCAAUGUGUUCUGUCCGCCCCAUGGCCUCGAUGUGGAAAACCUGAUGUCCAACAUGUCGGCUGAAAACAUGAACUUGCAAACCGGGGCCAAUGGCGAUGCUGGACGUCUCCUCAAACCUCAGGCGCAAUUGUUCCUCGACCUUAAAACCCAAGCAUACAUAUCGGCGUUGGAAGUUGGCGACCGAUCGCGCGAGGACAUUCUUGACGAGAUUCUUCCGGACAUGGAACCGGUGCUUCUUGCUUGGCGUAAUUCUAGAAUGCUUACACCAGUGGAGGCCGAUUUUGUGGCCCGGUGUCGAGCUCGUAAAGACACGCUUCUCAGAUACGACGGACAUUCUCUUAGUGAGGAAUACGACUGGUUUGCGUUUCUUCGUGAUCUUUUCGACUAUGUGGGCAAGAACGUGGGAUAUGUAGUAUGGGGCCGUCGGCGUCGGCCGGCAUCGUCGAAUUCCGCAGCCGAAAAGAGUCGUCAACAAGAUUCUCACCGGGUCCAUUCUCACGACUACGACUACAACUAUACCGGAGAAGCAGGGUCUCACCACAAAAGUGCACCCCCAGCGCCCGCUCGCAACCCUGAACAGUUGGGCGAAAUCGACGAAAUCACAAGAAACCUUUUACCGUCGGAAAUUCAAGAGCAGCAAAUCCACCUUCGAUUUAAUCCAAAUUCAACGGUACGCAAUCCUCAGCGCCGGCCAUGGACUCGAGACGAGGAGAAGGCGCUUCGACAAGCGCUUGAGCUCAAGGGUCCUCAAUGGCUGACAAUUUUGGAAUUGUUUGGAGCCGGUGGAAAAAUAUCGGAAGCAUUGAAAAAUAGAAACCAGAUGCAACUCAAAGACAAGGCUCGUAACUGGAAGAUGUUUUUUUUGAAGACCGGUAUGCCGGUUCCCACGUACUUGCAGAAGGUGACAGGAGAUCUUGAACGAGAAGAUCGGUCGCGAGAAGCGAAAAGAAGUCGCAGCCGUAAAACCGCUGCUGCACCUGUCCCCAGUAUCAAGUGA